This is a messenger RNA of Petromyzon marinus (sea lamprey), 2914 nucleotides long. RefSeq names its product NXPE family member 3-like. NCBI's taxonomy places the organism in Eukaryota, Metazoa, Chordata, Hyperoartia, Petromyzontiformes, Petromyzontidae. The record is from RefSeq and is a predicted model, not a curated record.
GACGGAGGGUGAGAGGGAGGAGGGCGAGGAGGAGGGGCAAGUGGUUGAGGUUUCGACUGAGCACGCAGAGUUCCGCGUCUCCCUCCUCGGGGCUGAAUGAUGAAGAUGGACUCGAAGAGUCUUCCUCCAUCUCGGAUCUUCAGGUCGUGGCUUCUCAUCUCGCUCCUCGCUCUCAGCGCCCUCGUCGUCUUCGUGAUGAACGUGUCCCUGAGCCUCCCUCCCCUGCAAAAGCCUCCCCGCCAUGCAAGGCCCGAAUCAGGCCCCAGAAGUGCCACCACGGAGCCACACGACCCCGAGAUGGAUGACCUGCAGCAGCUCCUCCGAUGGCCGAGCCCGCCCGCCAUGUCCUCAUUCAACUUCGAGUCAUCCACCAGCCCCGUGGCCACGAGCUAUCGGCUGCUGGGUGGGACACGCAACUUCACGGUCGGUGACACGCUGCACCUCACCGUGCAGGCCAGAGACCACCACGGCAGGGACAAGCGGUAUGGCGGAGACUACUUUCGCAUCAAAGUCUACUCAGAGAAGCUCCGGGCGGGCGCGUUUGGCUCAGUACUGGACCACGACAACGGCUCGUACACGGCGAGCGUCGUGCUGCCGUGGCCAGGCGAGGCCCUUGUAGACGUCAAGCUGGUUCACUCAAGCGAGGCCGUGAACAUCAUCAGCCGCCUCCGCGACUCCGUGCCGAACAAGAUCUUCUUUACCGGCUACUUCGAGAAGGAAGGAGCGACAGGCGAGGCCACCGAGUGCAACGCGGUGCCGCGCUUAAUGUUGAAGUCCAAGAUGUGCGAGUACAGGGACAAAGCGACAGGACACAUGUGGUUCUGCAAGAAGCCCAGGACGCUGCCUUGCGACUCCCUGCGAUUUCACUCGAACAGAGGGUUCAGCAACAUUCUCACAAAGGAAGAGGAGCGGUUCUUCAGAAACGAAGUCUCAAAGGUGAGAAUCAGCGGAGAUCCAAGCCAAAUCAAGGUGUUGUCGUCGUCAUCACUGCACAACCUCACGGCUGGCCUUGGGUCGUGCAUGCCAGGCCACUCAAUGCCCUCUCUGAGUGGCUUCUACCUCAACGAUGAGUGGGUGUCGCUGUCCUGCCGGGCGCGACCCUUCCGGGCCCCUCAAGACCUAGCCACAUGUCUGCGCGGAAAGAGGAUCUACAUGUACGGGGACUCCACCAUCCGCCAAUGGUUUCUGCACCUCACCGCGCACGUGCCAGACAUGCAGUUCAUCGACAUCAAUGCACCCACGGUGCUGGGCCCGCUCAUGUCGGUGAGCGUGGCCGCCAAGACGUUCCUGCUCUUCCGCUCACAGGGCCUCCCCUUCCUCACACAGCACGGGCCCGUGGCUGCCCUGCACUACGUGGCCAACGAGAUCGACGGCCUAACUGGUGGGAAGGACACGGUGGUGGGAAUAAGCGUGUGGGCUCACCUCACGGGGUUCCCCGUGUCUUUCUACGUCACUCGCAUGAGGGGCAUUCGUGCCGCGGUCAUUCGCCUGCUGAAGCGAGCCCCCGGGACACUGGUCGUCUUCAAGUCGGCCAACACCAGCUACCACUCGGUCUACCAGUCAGAUUGGCUCUCUCUUCAACUGGACCUCGUCAUGCGCCGUCUCAUGGCGGGGUUGCCCGUGGUUAUCUUGGACGCCUGGGAAAUGACGGCGGCUCACCGUCUCCCGGACAACAUGCACCCCGAGCCCAUCAUCAUCCACAACGAGAUCAAGCUCCUCCUGGCCUACGUCUGUCCUGAGUAGGGUUGCCACUUCCUGAGAUAGAAAAAAACCGGCACACAUCAUGGGAAGAAGAUCGACUCGCAAGACCAGAAGCAGGGAAAACUAAGUCUCAGUGCAUUUAUCUUGAGUGAUAUAUUAGGAGGCGUCUGAAUGAAAGUACAGGCGCGUCUUGCUUAAUGAGACGUGCCUCUACUUUUUUACAUGAGAAAUACAAAUUACUGUAUUAUUUAAAAUAAAGGAAUAAAAUAUGAAAUGUUAUACUUACAACGGGUCCCUGAUAUACAUUGUUACAUUUUUGAGGAACCCAACGUAAAAUUCCCCUGCACAUACGUUGUUACGUAUUUUUUUACUCGAGUUCAACUUAGUAUAGAAAACGUACAACUCGUAUUUCACGCAUGUGUAGUGUCAUAAAUGGAGUCACUGUGGCGUUUAGCGCCAGCUACUGUCAUGAGUGGAGCUGUGUGUCUUGGGCCGCUCUCGGGCACCAGAGUGGGUAUGCCAUGGAAGCGGGCCCUAGGGGGCAUAGUCCUGGUGAUAGUGAGAGAGAGGUCGAGUGAGGACAUGACAGUCUGGGUGACCCCGAGAGGACAUGUGACCGGACGAGGUGGCAAGGGGGGCCCAAAAGGAGAGGAGAGGGACAUGUGAUGUAGGGGCCAAGUCUUCGGGAAGGAUCUGACAGGGGGCGUGGCCAUGGGCGGAGCCCGGCCACACCGCGGCCGAUAAAGGCUGAGUCCCGAGCUCCGAUCAGGGCUGUUCUCUGGAAUCAACCCUCGGCGCUACGUCUCUUGGAUCUUCGGUCUCCGCUCGGCAUCGUGGGUCAGUCAGGAUGUUACUGACUGACCCGGUUAUGUAGUUACUUGUUGGGGUCUAGUUAACGUGUGUACGUUUAUGUAGUUGGCCCUGUUGGGGCUGUGUAAUAAACGUGUUGCCUCCAAGUAAAGUGUGUGCCUCCGUGAAGAACACUAUACAUGCGCAACCAUCGUCGCAUGUAUCCCCAGUAUCCUUUCUACUCCUUCUCAGUCCCAUUGUGUUCUCUCACGUGCGUAGUGAGAGCUCAAUGUAAUUGGCAUAAUCAUCUCCCAACACCUUGUCCAAUUAAGGACAACUAAUCCACUUCUCAAUGUAAGAUCAUACAAAUUAUAGCUUAAGGUAAAAUCUAAAAAAUAUGCUGUUGAAGAUUCCAUGCUUUUUU